CAACAUCUCACAGUUCAAGGCGGUUUCCCAGUGUAGGAACCGUAGAAUAAACGUCGCAGAGAACGAUAAAAUCGACCGUAGCCAGUGAUUUUCUUAGAAGUCAUAAAUUUCACUUAUAAGUUAUUUUGUGUUUGAGUACAAGCGUGUAAAAAAGAUGGCCAACGACGAAUUCCAAAAACGUUUAAAUGAUCGCGAUGUUGAAAUUCUGGAAUUAGAGAAAGGCCAAAAAAAAUUAAAAACAUUGAAGGACUUACGAAAACGGUUAAAUUGGGAGAUUAUAGGAGAACGUGAACGUUUUUACUGGCAACUGUGUAGGUUGAUCAAUGAUUGGAAGAGUCAACUUCCGAAUCUCCGUGAGUUUUUUUGCAAAGAAGAGAUCGAUUGGCUGCUCACGAAAUGUAUGAAAAUUGGUCCUGCGGCGUUGAUGAAAUUUGUGAUAAGGACAGGAUACAGAGACGAGCCCGACCUCGACGAAGACGGUAAACCAUUGCUGCUUCGCGAAACAGCGAUACAUUACGCCGCCAGACGCGGGGUUCGCCAUUGGACAUCCAAGAUUCGCGAGCUUUUUAAAGUUUACGACAAGUUCGACGCGAAUUACACCGAUGCGUUUAAUUACACGCAUUUUCACGCGGCCUGCAUGUCCGGCUGCGUGGACAUCGUCAAGGAAUUCCUCGAGCUCGGCCAAGAUCCCAAUUGCAUCGUUGAGAAAACAGGUGUUUCAGCUCUACUCUUGGCUCUGCAUAAUAAGCGAUGGGACGUCGCCCAAUUACUGCUGAGAAGUCACGCGGAUCCGAAUCGGACUGCCAAGGACGGAACGGCUCCACUUCACAUCAUUUGCCAAAUGAAGCGCGGCGACAUCCCAACGGGGGUGAUAAAAUCGUUGUUCGAGUGCAGCGACGAGAGAUAUCAUCGGGUGCUCGUCGACGUUCGGGACUCGACGUACGGAGUCACGCCGUUGCACCUCGCUCUGAGGGCGAGACACACGGAGGUGGUCGAGCUGUUGCUGAGUCGAGGUGCCGAUCCGAAUCUGGCCAACAACGACGGAUCGACCGCGCUGCAUUACAUCUGCGAUGAAGCCACCCACGAAGCUGGAGACUUGGACGAGUCGCUGUUCGAUCUAUUGGAAAAAUAUCGGCCGCUUCGCGACAUCCAAGCUCGGACCCGUGAGUGGGGUCGUACACCUCUUCACGGCGCCGCGCUGAACGGCAAAAGACGGAUGAUGGAGAAAUUGUUGAGAAAGGGGGCCGAUCCGAAUUCGGUCAAUAAAGCGGGAUGGACGGUUCUGCACUAUCUGAUCAGGCGAGAGAACGACGAUUGCGACGACGAUCUGAUGGAAAAGUUCUUCGAGAUCGCCGAUGACUUGGGGCGGACGGUGCGGCUCGAGGCCAAAUGCGACGAGGGCGCGACGCCGCUCGAGGCCGCUCUGAUAUACGGGAGACAGCGAUACGUCCAGGUGCUGCUGAGGAGGGGGGCCGAUCCGAAUUUCGUCAACGCCGUCCAGGAGAGGAAAACCGCUCUGCACAUCAUGGCGAGGCGCAUAACGCAAGACGAUCUGCCGGAUAGGUUCUUCGAGACGUGCCGCGAAAUCGGUAAGUCGGUCGAUAUAGAGGCCUUGGACUCGGACGGGAUGACGCCGCUGAACUUGGCUCUGCACUUGGGCAAAGAGAUCAUGGUUGAAUCAUUGCUGAGGAACGGCGCGGAUCCGAACAAGCACAGCCUUUUCUUCGGUCGGCCUCUGCACGUUAUUUGCCGCCGAGACAUCGACGACGACUCGGUGGAAAGGUUCCUUCGGAUCUGCGACGAUGUACAGCAAAAAGUGCAGAUCGACGCUCGAGGCAAGUCGAGGCAAGACACCGCUCUGCACUCAGCUCUGUUCAUGGGUAAUAAACAGAACGCCAGAGAUCUGCUCCGAAGAGGCGCCGAUCCGAACGCAGUCGACGACCAAGGAUGGACGCCGCUGCAUAUUAGUGCAUUACGUAAAAUAGACGACGACUCGCCGAAAAUGUUCCUUGAGAUCUGCAAGGAUAGGCAGCUGGAGGUGCGGGUCAACGCUGGAUGCAACUUAGAACGGACACCAUUGUACAUGGCUUUGCAGAACGGCCACAGAAAAUUGACCGAGUCGCUAUUGAGGAAUGGCGCGAAUGCUAACUUGGCUGACAGGAAUGGAUCGACUCCGCUGCACGUUAUUUGCAGCAGAGACGUCGACGAUGACUUGGUGAAGUUAUUUUUCGAGAUCGCCAAUGAUGUUCGGCAGACGGUCCAAAUCGAUGUUCAGGACGCUUGGGACUGGACACCGCUACAAACGGCCGUGGCAAAUCUUUUGCCAAACGUAGUAGAUGUACUCUUGGGUCGUGGGGCUGAUCUGUCUAGCUUCAUUUUUCCCACUGAGAAUUACUUUUGCGAGAGAUUUGACGAAUAUAAAAGCGACUACUGGGAUAAAUUGAAAUUGGCAUCUGGCAUUCUAGCCGUCGUUGAAUGCUUAAACAAAAGAGGCUACGAACUGGAAAGAAGCGAUUUCCUGACGAUCAUUGAAUUGUUCUACCAUUACGAAAUGUUCGAGGAAUCGUCGGAUGAUCUGGAAAACAGUUUACGCGACGACGAGGAGUUCACGAGCAUAGCCAAAGAGAUAAUUAUCAUUCCGAAUCUGUCUCUGUACGAUCUAAUUCAGUUACGAUCCGAAAAAGCUGCAAAACUACUCGCAUACAAGAACUACUUCGAGAUCGAGCGAGCGAACAAUUUGGAUAAAAUCCCCGAACAAUAUCGCGAUAUGUGCUUGAGGCACCUUUGCGAAAAAGUAUCGAGAAGAUAUUUUCAAAGGAUGGCUUUAGAACCCUUUCAGGCGCUAAUACAUUACCGACUGCCGAUUUUGUGCUGCGACAAAGUCAUUGAGAAUUUGACUAAUAAGGAUUUAUCCAAUAUAUUUGAGGCAGACGAAAUCGAAACAUAAAUGGAUCAUUGCGAACGGUGCGAACAAAGGAAAAAAAUUUAUAAUUUAUAAAUUGCAAAUUCUUUGCAGCGAAAUGAUCAUCAAGAAACUAACAAACGAAGAUUUAUGACGUAUUUGUAUGACAGCUACUGGUCACGAUUUAUGCUGAAAAUGAGCAUAUUUACCUUAAUUGUACAAUAUUUGGAAAAAAAUAAUACGCAUGUUUUAAAGUAUUUAAAAAAUAUUCUUACUGAUUUCUUCCAACAAAAUUGUAGAGAGA
Molecule: messenger RNA, 3206 nt
Organism: Trichogramma pretiosum
Lineage: Eukaryota; Metazoa; Arthropoda; Insecta; Hymenoptera; Trichogrammatidae
Product: ankyrin-1-like
Exons: 2
Coding region: 155-2947 (930 amino acids)
Molecular function (GO): protein binding
Source: RefSeq, a predicted model, not a curated record